UGCACUCUGCGCCAUAUUGGAGUGGGUUCGGAUCCUGUCAGAGAGGGAACGAGAGCCGAGCCGGACCGGGCCGCGGGGUUUCAGUGCACCGCUCCUUCCAACCACAAGCCCCUCCGACCUCCCGCCGCGUCCUCGUAACAAUAAACGGGGGGAGGAAAGAGAGAGAGGGGGAAAGAGAGAGGGGACGUGAGAGAGAGAGGAGAGAGACUGUCCCCACCCCCCCUCCCCGUCCAUCCGCGGACCGCCCGGCCCCGAACCGACCUCCCCUUCCCUACUGUCCUGUCCUCUCCCCGCCCCGCCGCUCCGAGCGGAUCCGCCAACCGGUCAUGAGUCCGGCCGACGCCAAGCGAGCAAAGCGGAGGAAAAACAAGCGGGGCGGCGGCAAGGCGGUGAGCCGCCAGCAGAAAGCCCUGACGCCGCCGAGCAGCAGUGGGAGCGGCGGCGGUGGAGCGGGAGGAGCAGGAGGCGGCGGUGGCGGAGCCAACGGCACCUUACACGGGGAGGUUUCCAUAAAUGGCACACAGCUGUCAGAUGGGUCGGUGGGGUCAGAGUUCACAGGAGUCCCUCAGACACCAUUCACUUUUGGUCUGGGUCAGAGGGCACCGUACUCAACUGGGGAACGAUGCCUCCUGUGUCGAAGUGAACGCAAAGACUCUUCACUCUCUGAGAGUGGGAUUACAAAUCCAAACAAAAUGGCACUUUCUACAUCUCCGAAAACAAACAGCAUAUUGCACCUUCCUCUGUGGGUGUGUCCGGACUGCAGGCGUACAGUUGAAAAGGAUGAUCGGCAAGUUUCUCUGGAACAAACUCUAGUGAAUCAAGACUUCCUAUUGCAUAUGCCAAUGGCUAACAAUGGAGCACCCCAGGACUCAAUAGGUGGAAGACUGGCUGUCGGAGCUCAGUCUGUACCUGGUACAGAUGUCAAUGCCCCUGCAGCUUCAGAAAUUGCUUGCAACUGUGAGGCAUGCAAUGAGCGAAGAGAAAUAUCAGCAGAGAAUGAACGGGAAUCUCAGCAGCUUCAGCAUUAUUGGUCGGAGGUACGUUAUAUGGUUCGAUGUAUCUAUCGGCAAGCUGGAACGCCGCUGGCUGAUGAUCAGGACCAGUCACUGGUUCCAGAUAAGGAGGGAAUGAAAGAAUUAGUAGACAGGUUAUGUGAGCGUGACCCCUACCAGCUAUACCAGCGUUUGGAGCAACAGGCUAGGGAGUAUGUUCUGGAAAUGAAGGUACGCUUGCUUCGACAUCUGUCAUUGGGAUCCAAGGUCACAACUGUGGUGCAGGGCCCACCACAGGCUCAUCAGUUCAUCUCACUCCUGUUGGAGGAAUACAGUGCACUCUGUCAAGCUGCUCGCACAAUCAGCACCUUCCUCAUCACGCUGGAAAGUGAACAUUUGAAGAAAUUCCAAGUGACAUGGGAACUUCAUAAUAAGCACCUAUUUGAAAACUUGGUGUUCUCUGAGUCACUUCUGCAAAGUAGCCUACCGUCACUAGUAGCACAACUUCGGCUGGGUACGGCAUCUCACGAUACGUACAGUGAGGACAUGUAUAGUACAUUACUACAACGAUACCUCCAGAUGGACCAGGAAAUGAGACGAGUUGCAGCAGAGUGGCUGGAAUGCCAAAAGCGAAUAGAUGAUUAUGUGGAUGAACAGAUUGCAAUGAAAACCAAGCAGCGAAUGUUAAAGGAUGACUGGGAGUUCUUCAAACAGCGCCGGUUUUUAGAGGAGCAGCUUACAAACAGCAAGAAAGCACUAACUGGAGAAAAUAAUUUCACAGAUACAAUGAGGCAUAUGUUGUCAUCAAGACUGAGCAUGCCUGAUUGUCCCAACUGCAACUACAGGCGCAGGUGUACCUGUGAUGACUGUAGCCUAUCACACAUCCUCACAUGUGGCAUCAUGGAUUCACCCAUUCCUGAUGACCUUUCAAUUAACACGUUACCAUUGCAAGUAGAAGCAGCUCCAGAUUACCUCACAGAAAUAUGUCCCCCCAGCAUGUCAUCUGCAAGCUCAGGAUCCGGUUCGAGUUCACCCAUCACCAUACAGCAACACCCUCGGCUCAUCCUUGCUGAUAGCAACUCAGCCCCCACCUUUGGCAGUGACGAUGAAGACGUGACCCCUUUAUCAGCCAAAUUUGCUGAUAUAUACCCACUUAACAGUUACGAUGAUGCAGAAGUGGUAGCCAACAUGAAUGGAAUCCAUGGAGAUCUCAAUGGUGGGGGUGAAAAUAUGGCAUUAAAAGAUGAGUCGCCUCAGGUUAGCAGCACCAGCAGUAGCUCAUCAGAAGUUGAUGAUGAAGAUGGUGAUGAUGGAGAAAGCAGCAGUGAACCCCCUGUGUCGCACACAGAAGAGAUGCCUGGAAAGAGGGCAGCUCGAAAGGAAGAAGUGAGGGACAGCCCACCACCGUCAUAUCCCAGUCAGCAGGCUGACCAGGUUCAGAAUGUUUGUGAAUGCCACGUCUGCAAGCAAGAAGCCUCUGGGCUGAACACGUCCGCUCUUGCACCCGGGCGCUUACCGAGUGGCCAUCAGUUUUUACCCACAGAGAAACCUUCACAUCCUGCUCUUCACCUUUACCCUCACAUACAUGGACAUUUACCACUGCACACCAUCCCUCAUCUGCCACGGCCUCUCCUCCAUCCUACUCUGUAUGCAACCACUCCUCCAUUCACGCACGCCAAGACUCUUCAGUCAGCCCCACCUCCCAAUCACACAAGCAAACAUCAGGUUUUCAGUGCAUCUCUCCAGGACCACAUCUAUCAGAGCUGUUUCGGCAGUACUGACUGGAACAACCCACUCCUCACGUCUCAUAAAUUGGCAAGCCUUUGGGGAUCAGAAUUAAUAAAUGGGGAAAAGCCAUGGAAUCCUGCUGCUUUCCUCCCAGAAACAUUAUCUGGUGAUAUGUUGCGGUCACCACUCCCAGAGAUCAGGCCUGAAGCAAUUCCCCCCACAACCAGCACAGACACUGUUGUCACAGAUACAAAGGAGAAAAAACCCGCAGCAAGGAAAAAAUGUCUCUACAGCCCCCCUGCUUCCAUGGAAACCAACAAAGUCAUCAUGGCAACGUCUUCAGCCACUUCCUCUGUCUCAUCUACAGCCACUACUGUGCAAUCUAGUUCCAAUCAGUUUAAGGUUUCUUCAAAAAGACCUACAUCAUUAGGUGAGGUGUUCCAUAAUUUAGGUAAAGAAGACCACAGACAUCCCACUCCAGUCGCACCUAGGAACAGCCCCACAGGUUUAACAUCUCUUCCAUCUCUCACCCCCACGCCGCUGUCCCCUGCCUCCACACCUCACAUGCCUAACCUUGUGACUUCACCUUUUCCAAAGACAGCUUCAACCGCCCCAGGUUUUAUCGACCCCCAUUCUGGGCUCUGUCCAACCUCAACUGCACCCCCUGCAGCUACUGCAGAAAGUUCAGUGAGUGCGUCAGCCAGUGUCUGCAGUGACCCUGACUGCGAAGGACAUGCAUGUGCAAGUGGCAAUGUGUACGAUCAUCAGCAGUUUGAUGGUGAAGAAAGUCAAGACGAAGACAGCUGCUCAGAACAUAGCUCCAGUACCUCAACAUCAACUAAUCAGAAGGAAGGAAAAUACUGUGACUGCUGCUACUGUGAAUUCUUUGGGCAUGGUGGGCCACCUGCUGCCCCAACGAGUAGAAACUAUGCAGAGAUGCGGGAGAAGCUCCGUUUACGGCUCACAAAGCGGAAAGAGGAGCAGCCAAAGAAAGCAGAUCCGAUCCUUGAGAAAGAGCAGAUAGUAGACCAUAGAAAAGUAGAAGAUCUAUUACAGUUUAUAAAUAGCACAGAGUCAAAACCGGUCAGCAGCUCGAGGGCAGCGAAACGAGCACGACACAAGCAACGAAAGCAGGAAGAGAAGGCGCGCCUUGAGGCCGAGGCCCGUGAGAGGGAGCAGCUACAGCUGCUGGAGGAGCAGAGACAGCGGGAGGAGGAAGAGGAGCGGCUAAAACAGGAGCUGCAGCGCCUCCAGGAACUUCAGCAAAUCCGGUCGGCCAAGAAAAAGAAAAAAGAAAGGACUAAAGAGUCCCAAAAGGGCGAAUGUUUUCUGCAAAACGCACGGCUAAAGGAAGCUGCUGUGGAUCUGGUGAACGAUAGUGGUAAAUGCCAGCACCAAGACCCCAUAGUGAAACCCGACAACCCCCCACCUGAGCAGGCAGACGGUAAGGAAGAGCAAAAGGCAGAGCCGGAUCCCAGUGCGCUGCAGCUGAUGCCAACGAAUGGAAAAGACCUUCGAGUGCCCCAAGCCCCACCUCAACGGGAGGCAAAGACCAAGCAGCCGGAUGUUAGCAUCAGCCCAGAACCCACACUCGUACACAAUGAAGUGAAUGGCAAGCAGAAGUUAAAACUGCCGGCAGUCAAACCAAGUACUGAGCGGCAGCCGAAACCGGCCGAGGGUCUAAGACCCUGCGAAGCCCACCAGAAAACAUUGGCCAAGUGCCAGCCUGAGCCGGGGGCACCCAAACCAAAGCUGCCCGAGUGCCAAAUGCUGCCAGAGCUGAGAAAGGAGGAGAAGAAAGGGGUGAACGGCAAUGGGAGGAAACUCAACCAUGUGAAGGAAGACCGCAUGCCAGCAGUGAGCGAGCCUGUGCCUUCCCCUGAUGAGCAGCAGCUGAACAAGGGUACUGCAGAAUCACCACAGCCCAAAGGCAAGGCCAAGAAAAACAAAAAGAAGAAGGGUGACAAGCUAAACAACUCCAUUGAUGAUGUAUUCCUACCUAAAGACAUCGAUUUGGACAGUGUGGAAAUGGAUGAAACCGAGCGAGAAGUAGAAUACUUUAAGAGGUUCUGCUUGGAUUCAGCCCGACAAAACAGACAGAGGCUCUCCAUCAACUGGUCCAACUUCAGUUUGAAGAAAACCACUUAUGCUGCUCACUAAUCGGAUGGCAAGUUUCCCUGAAGGAACCAACGUUUCGCUCCUCUGAAUAUUCUCACUUGGAUACACAGUACUCUGCUGCGCUGAGAGCUAACCAGGUGGUGGACCCUGGAACUGCCUUGCCUUCCCAUCCCCCACCACCACUGCCUGUCCCUACCAUCACCAUCUCCCCCACUGCUGUGUGAGAUUCUGCACUGGGAUAAGGUGCAGAGCACCUUGGUCCUUCUGACUUUGUUGCAGUGUAUGGAGAGAGAGUUGGCCAGCUGUUGAUCCACUUUCUCCAUACCUGUUUUUUUUUCCCGUUUGCUUGUGUGUUUGUAGUCUGUGAGUGGAACUUGCUCGACGGUAUCCGCAACCUGCCCGGGUUGAUGCUCAAACAGCGCCUCUGCUUCUCACGGCCCCAUGGUUCUGCUCGGGUGAAGAUCAAUCUGUUUGGUCUUUCCUUCGCAUCAACCCUGCUGUAACAUUUUAUUCACAUCUUGCAUUCAGCACUGUACAUACAGUCUGACUACUGAUAAGGGAAUGGACAACAUCAGUUUUUACUCUUCCUUGCUCCAGCGUUCCCCUCAGAUAAGAAGGUUUGAAUGAAGACACUGCUCAUACUGAACUGGGCAGUGGGAAACCCAGUCGCCUCCAGUACUCCUUCACAAACUCACUGUUUGAAGUGUACAAGGUUACGCUAUAUUGUGUUUGAUUUCUGACUUGUAGCCAGCUUGUGUAAGAAUACUUGCAGAAUGAAUUCAAAAGAACAAUGCUCACACUAUCGACCUGUUAUAGAGUGUAUAAUUGUAUUAACACUGAAGCCUGAACUGGCUACUUUUUUUAACAUAUUGUUAAGUAAUAUUAAAAAAAAUCAUGUCUUUCUUUUUGAAAGAUGGAAUACAGUAGUAUGGCAGAAAUGUGAAUGUCUGGUUUGCCUUUUUCUCAGAAGUCCACAUGCCUUUUAGGGUCUUGUGUUUCUUAACGCACAGGAGGAAGAUUGAUGAGAGGGUGUGGGUAAUAAGUUAGUAAAAUUUAUGGAACAACACACAAAAUGCUAGAAUAACUCAGCAGGUCAGACAGAAUCUGUGGAAAAGAAUAAAGUUAGAAACAUAGAAAAUAGGUGCGGGAGUAGGCCCUUCGAACCUGCACCGCCAUUCAGUAUGAUCAGGCUGAUCAACCAACUCAGAACCCUGUACCUGCUUUCUCUCCAUACCCCGAUCCCUUUAGCCACAAGGGCCAUAUCUAACUUCCUCUUAAAUAUAGCCAAUGAACCGGCCUCAACUGUUUCCUGUGGCACAGAAUUCCACAGAUUCACCACUCUCUGUGUGAAGAAGUUUUUCCUCAUCUCGGUCCUAAAAGGCUUUACCUUUAUCCUUAAACUGUGACCCCUCGUUCUGGACUUCCCCAACAUCGGAAACAAUCUUCCUGCAUCUAGCCUGUCCAAUCCCUUUAGAAUUUUAUACGUUUCAAUAAGAUCUCCCCUCAAUCUUCUAAAUUCCAGUGAGUAUAAGCCUAGACGAUCCAGUCUUUCUUCAUAUGAAAGUCCUGCCAUCCCAGGAAUCAAUCUGGUGAACCUUCUCUGUACUCCCUCUAUGGCAAGAAUGUCUUUCCUCAGAUUAGGGGACCAAAACUGCACACAAUAUUCUCGGUGCGGUCUCACCAAGGCCUUGUACAACUGCAGUAGAAUCUCCCUGCUCCUGUACUCAAAUUCUUUUGCUAUGAAUGCCAACAUACCAUUUGCCUUUUUCACCGCCUGCUGUACCUAUAUGCCCACCUUCAAUGACUGGUGUACAAUGACACCCAGGUCUCGUUGCAUCUCCCCUUUUCCUAAUCGGCCACCGUUCAGAUAAUAAUCUGUUUUCCUGUUCUUGCAACCAAAGUGGAUAACCUCACAUUUAUCCACAUUAAAUUGCAUUUGCCAUGAAUUUACCCACUCACCUAACCUAUCCAAGUCACCCUGCAUCCUCUUAGCAUCCUCCUCACAGCUAACACCGCCGCCCAGCUUCGUGUCAUCCACAAACUUGGAGAUGCUGCAUUUAAUUCCCUCGUCUAAAUCAUUAAUUUCAAGCUGAAAUCAUGGCUCUUGCACUAUGUCUACCUGCUGGUAAAGAACACUUGCUCUGUAACUGUUAACACUAUUUUCUGCAUCCUGAAUAAGGGUCUCUGCCUGAAAUGUCGACUCUUUAUUCCUUUCCAUUGAUGCUGCCUGACCUGCUCAGUUCCUCCAGCAUUUUGCAUAUAUUACUCUGGAUUUCCAGCAUUUGCAGAAAUCUCUUGUAUUUAAAAUUUGGAGAGCUUUGUUGAAGCAGAGAGAUUUGAGCAUUGAGUUUCAUAAACCUUAUAAGGUGGAGCUCCAAGUUGAUAAAAGGUGAGCAGCUUCAGAAUGUCUGAAGUACCUUGGAGCUGUGAAGUGUUUGGCAUCUGAAAUGUGUAGAAUUGACUCGUUUGCAAGUUGCAUCAUGUUUCCACAAACAGCACUGUUGGCAUGAUGUGAAGAGUUUGGCUCAAACCAUCAGCUCUUUAUUUCUCUUCAUGGAUGCUGCCUGACUUGCCGAGUUCCUCCAGCAUUUUGUGUCUGUUAUUGUGUUCAUGUUGACGUAAUUAUAUUUUUGCAAUCAG
Hypanus sabinus (Atlantic stingray) is the source of this 7478-nucleotide messenger RNA. RefSeq names its product family with sequence similarity 193 member A (gene fam193a). The coding region runs from base 327 to 4880 and encodes 1517 amino acids. The record is from RefSeq and is a predicted model, not a curated record. NCBI's taxonomy places the organism in Eukaryota, Metazoa, Chordata, Chondrichthyes, Myliobatiformes, Dasyatidae. The transcript is spliced from 22 exons.